UUCAACCGCCAAAAGAAAAAAAAAGGGAGUGUUUAUGUAUGUACAUAGCUGUCAACGUCGAUGGCCGUAUAUCCACGCUCUUCUCGAUAAGUACGAAACUCAAAGACUCUGUCUUCUCUUCCUCCUUUGAUCACAUUCUCUCCUUAAAGGCUUAAAUCUAAUCUCCAUAUCUCCUGCCUUCAAUGAUCACACUGACCGCCACUUCACUUUAUCCUUCUCUAAAACCUCCUAACUUAAGAUCACCACUUGCCAAGCUAAAACCAUCUCAUUCCCAUCAACACUGUAAAACCCUCGUCAAGGGGGAGAAGAUUGACAGGGGAAAAUGCAGGGCACAGUUAUCAGACGACACCCCGUUUGCUGCGGCUAUAGGUUUGUGUAUGCUGAGCUCUUUGCUGUUGCCAAAUACAGUUACCAAGGACGAGGAGGCGGAGUGUUAUUCGGGGAUUACUACAACUGAUACGAGAUUUGCUGUUAUGGGUGUCAUUAGUUUCAUUCCUUACUUCAAUUGGCUUAGUUGGGUUUUUGCUUGGCUUGAUACUGGCAAAAGAAGAUAUGCUAUUUAUUCUCUAGUCUACCUGGCUCCUUAUUUGAGAUCAAAUAUGUCCCUGUCACCUGAAGAGAGCUGGCUGCCAAUAGCUAGCAUUAUUUUCGGCAUUGUUCAUGUUCAGCUAGAAGCGAGCAUAAAAAAUGGAGAUAUUCAUGGAUUUCAAUCAUUUAGUGAAGCAGCUAAGUUUCUACCCUCAUUGACAAAAAAGAAAGAUGUCAGUUUGAGGGAGCAUCAGGAACCAUCAAAGGAGGAGAAAGAAUGAGAACACAGGAAUCUGCCAUCUGCUGACAAGCAAUCAAGAAAUGAGAUUUGGCAGUGGGGAGUCCCAAGAGAUCACUCAGAAAAUCAAGCACACUUAAAUGGAGGUUGGGAUGAUGAUGGUGAGCAGGGGGAACAAUAGAACAACGGCUUUAUGGUUAAUUUGGCUUGGUUAAAUAGAUGUUCUUUUGAUAAGAAUGAUCUGGAAGCGUAUUUUUGGCCUUGGAUUUGGAGAUGAAAAGGUAGAGAUAGUCCCAUGUUGAUAUUUUUAAUCAUAUUUUUGGAACCCCAAAUUUCCAGAUAUAAGAUGGCAGCCUGACUAGUUAAGCGAGCGUGUCACACACAAGAUUAAUUCUCUAAACUCUCUUGGGAAUUGUUCACAAGUGACAAUGGCAAGAGUAUACUGUUUGC
Populus euphratica (Euphrates poplar) is the source of this 1216-nucleotide messenger RNA. RefSeq lists its product as uncharacterized. The transcript has 6 exons. Bases 183 to 809 code for a protein of 208 amino acids. NCBI's taxonomy places the organism in Eukaryota, Viridiplantae, Streptophyta, Magnoliopsida, Malpighiales, Salicaceae. The record is from RefSeq and is a predicted model, not a curated record.